AUGGUGAGAGGCCCCUUCUAUGACAAAAAUGGACUUAAGAAAGGUGCAUGGACUCCAGAAGAAGAUGAUAAGCUAAGAAGUUUUAUUCAUAGACAUGGCCACUCAAAUUGGUGCAAACUUCCCAGGCUCGCAGGUUUAUCAAGGUGUGGCAAGAGUUGUAGGCUGCGAUGGGUGAAUUACCUCCAACCUGGUGUAAAACGUGGAAACUUCACCAAAGAAGAAGAGGAUUUAAUCUUCAAGUUGCAUGAAGAAGCUGGAAACAAGUGGUCUAUGAUUGCCAAAAAUUUAUCCGGACGAACAGACAAUGAGAUAAAGAACCAUUGGCACACGCACCUAAAGAAGCAUGAAAAGAAAAUUCCAAAAACUUCCCAACGCAAAGCCAAGAAAAUCAAAGAAUCAGAAAGUGAUAGUCUUCGUGCCAGUUGUUCUCCUAACCAAAGCUUAGAGAGCUCUCCACUGACCACGGAACUUUCUUCCUCUAAAUUAUCCUCUUUGAGCUGUGACAAUUCAACUGUCACUGGCACAAAUUGGACUGAAGAAGAUAGUCUUUCUUCUUUGGAAACAUCACAAAAUUCCUUUGAAAACAUUCACUUGAAGAAAUAUUCAAAGAAAACGCUCAAAACUGAAAGCCUUCAUGCCAAUGAUCCCUUCCACCAUAUCUUAGAAAGCUCUCCAUUGUCCCCAGAAGUAUCUUUUGCAAAAUUCUCCUCUUUGGGCAGUGAUCAUUCAUCCAUACCUGGCAUAACUUGGAUUGAGGAAGACGUUCUUGCUUCGUUCGAAACAUUUGACGCAGCCUUUGGAGACUUUUGGACUGAACCAUUUGUAGCAGACAACAUGCAUAUCCCAGAUGAGUUUCCAAUAUCAUCAUAUAUUUCAUACUACGAUGAUGGCACAGAUUUGUUUGACCAAGUGAUGCAGGAAUUUCCAAAGAAUUAA
Messenger RNA from Quercus lobata, 936 nucleotides. RefSeq names its product transcription factor MYB4-like. NCBI's taxonomy places the organism in Eukaryota, Viridiplantae, Streptophyta, Magnoliopsida, Fagales, Fagaceae. The transcript has 3 exons. The coding region runs from base 1 to 936 and encodes 311 amino acids. The record is from RefSeq and is a predicted model, not a curated record.